Momordica charantia (bitter melon) is the source of this 3576-nucleotide messenger RNA. RefSeq lists its product as uncharacterized. The record is from RefSeq and is a predicted model, not a curated record. NCBI's taxonomy places the organism in Eukaryota, Viridiplantae, Streptophyta, Magnoliopsida, Cucurbitales, Cucurbitaceae.
CUCCUUCUCUCUCGUACUCUUAUCCAUCUCUUUUCAGAGUUUCUUCGCUCGGACGCACGACCUUGACGACGGCACCGACGCUCUUUGGACUAAUCGGAUCAUCUCGUCGACGGAGGGAUUUCUGGUUUUGAAUCUGUAUUUAAUUGGGUUCUCAUUUUUAUAUAAUCUCGUGCUGCCAUGGCUUCCGAAUCUCCUAGUCUUUCCAAUUCCUCAGCUUCCAGCGACUCCAUGCCCUGAGAAAUCUGAAUAGUUUAACUUAUCAAUUUCACUGCUUCUGCUGAUGUCCGAUUCCCGAGGCAUUAAUGGAGGAUUAGUAUUCUGUAUGCAAGGUUUCAAGAUUUUAUAGCUCCUAGGGUUCUCUACUUUCUUCGAAAUUUCCUAAUUGCUGUUUCUAUUAGGAGGAGGGAUUAGGGUUAGGGUUUUUGGCCGGAGGUUGCCGGAGGUGAAGAUCGAGGAUUGUCCACGGUUUUGGGGUUACUUCCGUUGGAUUCUCGACGUGGAGCAUAGGCGGCGUGGGUUUUGGGGAUAAUGUGUAUACUGUGCGUGAUUCAGAAGUGGUCUCGCCGGGUCGCUACGAUGCUUCCUUGGUUAGUUAUUCCGCUGAUAGGACUGUGGGCGCUCUCUCAGCUAUUGCCGCCUGCAUUUAGAUUUGAGAUUACAACACCCAGGCUCGCUUGUGUUUUUGUGCUUUUGGUUACCCUCUUUUGGUAUGAGAUUUUAAUGCCUCAGCUGUCAGCUUGGCGUGUGCGCAGAAAUGCCCGGCUUAGGGAGAGGAAGAGAUUUGAAGCGAUUGAAAUGCAGAAGCUCAGGAAAACGGCAACAAAACGAUGUCGGAACUGCUUGACUCCAUACAAGGAUCAAAAUCCUGCCGGUGGUCGGUUUAUGUGCUCGUGCUGUGGUCAUAUUUCAAAAAGACCAGUUCUAGACUUGCCCAUACCACCUGGGUUUUCAAAUUCUGGUAUUAUUAAGGAACUUGUUGGAAAGAGUGGGAAAAUAUUGAACCAGAAGGUGUGGCCGGAUAAUGGGUGGAUGUCUGGCCAAGAUUGGUUGGAGAGUGGCAAUUGGGUUGGAAAGUCUGUUGCCGGAAAAUCUAGUUAUUGGAGACGGAACGGCAGCAGUCUUUGUGGAGGAGAUGAGCAUUGUUUGACGGAGAAGUCUUAUUCAGGUAUUAUGUUUUUCUGCUGUAACCUUUUUACAUCUUCUUUCUUUAGCGUUAGAUGGCUUUGCAGAAAACUGUUUAGGAUAAGUUCAUCAAGAGAAGACAGUUUAUCUGAUUCUGAGCAUAGGGGGAUAUUGGCUAAGAUGGGCGAGAAUGGGGGCAGCUUCCAGGAGAGUAGGGUCGAAAAAGCCCGCAGAAAAGCUGAAGAGAAAAGACAGGCUAGAUUAGAGAAAGAAUUAUUGGAGGAGGAAGAGAGGAAACAGAGGGAGGAGGUUGCAAGAUUGGUGGAGGAACGCAGGAAAUUGAGGGACGAGAAAAAGGGUGCGGAAAAGGAUCGUGACAGAACAUCACAACUUUUCAGAGAGAAGGAUGGGAAAAAGGAGGCUGAAAAGAAACGGCAGGAGAGAAGAAAAGAGAAGGACAAAAAUUCAAGUAAGAGUAAUUCUGAUGCAGAAGAGUUGGAGAGGAGAACUGGUAAAGAAAGUGAAAGGAAGCGGGAUCAGGACAAAAAGGGUGAGAUUGAUCGUCGUGAGAGUCAAAAACUUGGGCCAGAAAGUGCUAAAGGCCAGAGCACAAUGUGUCAUAGUGUAAAGAGUAUCCCUGGAAAUAAUUUUGGCCGAGGGUAUGCUGGUUCCAGGUAUCUUGAUUGUAUGCGGGGAACCUUUUUGUCUUCUUCUAAAGCAUUUGGUGGUAGUAGUUUGUUUGGAAAGGUUUAUAAUGCCCCGGCUUCUGUUGUUAAAGAAAAAUCUAACAAUUCUGUUGAUCAUGUAAAUACGUCUGUUUCUACAAGAGAAAUGUGUCCAUCUGAGCGUGUGAUUGGGAAAUCUGCUUUGAAUGGAGAUGAUAAGAACAUCAAUCAUCUAGUAUUCACUGAAUCACCAGCUGUUGUAGCACCUAAGAAAUCUUGGCAACAGCUAUUUACCCGUUCGCCAUCUGUCCCUUCAUCCACUAGUGCCAAUGUCAUAAGUAGGCCGGUAGUGAAGCCCUUGCCCGAUAUUAGCAAUCCACAAUUGUCUGGACAAGUUAUUGGUCCACAGUUAUCUGGGCAAGUUCAUGGACCACAGUUACCUGGGCAAUUAUCAUCGACACAAACAUAUGAUAAUCCUAUUAAUUUUGGUCUGCCAUCACCUUUUACUAUACCUAUAUAUCCUAAGGCCCCCACAUGUAGUAGUUUAGGUUUUUCACCUGUAAUUGAACCUCAAUUUCCUCAUGUUGCUGAAGGGACCCACGAGUGCAUGCCUGAGGAACCGGAGCUUUUUGAAGAUCCUUGUUACAUACCUGAUGUAGUGUCCUUGUUGGGUCCUGUAUCGGAGUCGCUUGAUGAUUUUCGGUUAGAUGUAGGCACUGGCUUUGUAUCAGAAAUUGGAAUGGAAAGACCACGGACUCUAAAGACUGCUUCUUCUGAAAUUAACAAACCAUCUCCAAUUGAGUCACCUUUAUCACGGGAAAAGCAUAAUUGUUCUAAUCAAUUCCCCAGCACCCCCAAGGCUUUGGAUCUGAAAGGCUCUCCUAAGGACGAAAUGAAUGGAAGUGAGAUGGGAACAUGGCAAAUGUGGAACAGUUCUCCCUUUGGCCAGGAUGGUUUAGGCUUAGUAGGCGGCCCGGCUAGUUGGAUUCUUCCUGCUGAAUCUAAUAGAUUAACCAAGGACGAUUUUUUCCAGCCCCCUCCUCAGAAAACCAUUCCACCGGCAUUCAUUAAAGAGGAUCAGGUCUUGUCUGGCACACUUUCUUCUCAGAAUGUUUUUCUUGGUAAUGGGCAAAGUGUUGGAACAUUUAACCCUGUUAUGGGCAGUGAUCACGAUCCGUGGUUAAAGAAGCCUUUCUAUCCGCCAAUAUCUAGAAGUGAAAACAACUUCACUGUUAAGCCUCAGGAUGAAACUGUUCAGAAUGAAAUGAUGUAUGGUAGUCCCAGCAGAUCAUCCACUAUCCAUCCGUUUGAGCUGCCUGCGACUAGUUGUUGGCCAAUAGAAUGGGAUGCACAAGGCGCAGGGAUGGGAGUCGGAAAGGCAUCGGUUGUGAAGCCUCCGCCUGUGGGGGGUCUAUUUCCCACACCAGAUGUACAGUCACUGUGGUCUUUUGAUAUGAAAACGGGAAACUAACACUAUAUAAAAGGGUCUUAUUAAAAAAAAAAAAAAUCUUCUGUUCUCCAGAGGCAAAUAGUCUCCGGGGAUAUAUGGAGAGUUUAGAAGAAUACUGGAAUCCAAUGUCUCCUGUUGUAAGGGAGAUUGAUGUUUACUUAGAAGUAGCACGGAUAGGAAUACACGUGGCAUGCAUUUAUUUGUGCAUCAGGUAACCGUUAGGGGUCAUCAUCCAAUAUAAUCCAUCAUAUUUGAAAGUUUCUAUAACGGUAACACUGGCAAGAGAUAGAGAGGAGGGGGGCAUUUUGAAGAAAAACAAAAAUGUAGCCUAUUCCUGUU